GGCGCGGCGGCGGGCUGAGGAGCUGCGGGGCGGCGGCGGCGGCGGCGGCGGCGGGCUUGGAGCUGCGGGGCGGGAGCGGCGUAGGCGCGGGGUCAGGAGCCAGCGCGAACCUGGACAUGGAGCCGCCCGGUGGGGGUCUGGGGCCCGGCCGCGGGACCCGGGACAAGAAGAAGGGCCGCAGCCCGGACGAGCUGCCUUCGGCAGGCGGCGACGGCGGCAAAUCCAAGAAAUUUACUCUGAAGCGGCUCAUGGCAGAUGAGCUGGAGAGGUUUACCAGCAUGAGAAUUAAGAAGGAGAAAGAAAAGCCUAAUUCUGCAAAUAGAAAUUCUUCUGCAUCAUAUGGGGACGAUCCCACAGCACAGUCAUUGCAGGAUGUUUCCGAUGAGCAAGUCCUAGUCCUCUUUGAACAGAUGCUGCUGGACAUGAACCUGAACGAGGAGAAGCAGCAGCCUCUGAGGGAGAAGGAUAUCAUCAUCAAGAGAGAGAUGGUGUCCCAGUACCUGCACACCUCCAAGGCCGGCAUGAGCCAGAAGGAGAGCUCCAGGUCGGCUAUGAUGUACAUUCAGGAGCUGAGGUCAGGCCUGCGGGAUAUGCCUCUGCUCAGCUGCCUGGAGUCCCUUCGUGUCUCCCUCAACAACAACCCUGUCAGUUGGGUGCAAACGUUCGGUGCUGAGGGCCUGGCCUCCUUACUGGACAUCCUUAAACGACUUCAUGAUGAGAAAGAGGAGACUGCUGGAAGCUACGACAGCCGUAACAAGCAUGAGAUCAUCCGCUGCUUGAAAGCGUUUAUGAACAACAAGUUUGGAAUCAAGACCAUGCUGGAGACCGAAGAAGGGAUUCUGCUGCUGGUCAGAGCCAUGGAUCCUGCUGUGCCCAACAUGAUGAUCGAUGCGGCCAAACUGCUCUCUGCCCUCUGCAUCCUCCCGCAGCCGGAGGACAUGAAUGAAAGGGUUUUGGAAGCCAUGACAGAAAGAGCUGAAAUGGAUGAGAUGGAGCGUUUUCAGCCACUGCUGGACGGAUUAAAGAGUGGGACUUCGAUUGCUCUCAAGGUGGGGUGUCUGCAGCUGAUCAAUGCUCUCAUCACGCCAGCUGAAGAACUUGACUUCCGAGUUCACAUCCGGAGUGAACUGAUGCGCUUGGGGCUGCAUCAAGUGUUGCAGGAGCUUCGAGAGAUUGAAAAUGAUGAUAUGAGAGUACAGUUAAAUGUAUUUGAUGAACAAGGAGAAGAAGAUUCCUAUGAUCUGAAGGGACGGCUGGACGACAUUCGAAUGGAGAUGGAUGACUUCAGUGAAGUCUUCCAGAUUCUCUUAAACACAGUAAAGGAUUCGAAGGCGGAGCCACACUUCCUGUCCAUCCUGCAGCACCUGCUCUUAGUCCGAAAUGACUAUGAGGCCAGACCGCAGUACUAUAAGCUGAUUGAAGAGUGCAUCUCUCAGAUAGUUCUGCACAAGAACGGGGCUGAUCCUGACUUCAAGUGCCGGCACCUCCAGAUCGAUAUCGAGGGACUGAUUGAUCAAAUGAUUGAUAAAACAAAGGUCGAGAAAUCUGAAGCCAAAGCUGCAGAGUUGGAGAAAAAGCUGGACUCAGAGUUAACAGCCCGACAUGAGCUACAGGUGGAAAUGAAAAAGAUGGAAAGUGACUUUGAGCAGAAGCUCCACGAUCUUCAGGGAGAAAAGAACACCCUGGAUUCUGAAAAGCAGCAAAUCACCACAGAGAAACAGGACUUGGAAGCAGAAGUGUCGCAGCUCACAAGCGAGGUUGCCAAGCUGUCCAAGGAACUGGAAGACGCCAAGAAAGAAGUGGCUUCGCUCUCCGCAGCAGCGGCCGCUGCGGCCCCUCCCGUCAGGGCUGCCCUCCCCCCUGCCCCUCCUUUACCUGGCGACUCCUCCGGUGGUCCUGGUCCUGUCGUUCCCACCUCGCCCCCUUUACUGGAAGGGGGUAGCCCAGUCCCUGCACCCCUUCUUCCCGGGGGCGAGGCCAUUCCUCCUCCACCACCACCGCCUCCUCCUCUGCCUGGGGCUCCCUGCAUCCCCCCACCCCCUCCUCUGCCUGGGGCUCCCUGCAUCCCCCCACCCCCUCCUCUGCCUGGGGUUCCUGACGUCCCCCCACCCCCUCCUCUGCCUGGGGUUCCUGGCGUCCCUGGCGUCCCCCCACCCCCUCCUCUGCCUGGGGUUCCUGGUGUCCCCCCACCCCCUCCUCCCUUGCCUGGAGGACCUGGGAUGCUCCCUCCCCCUCCCCCUCUUCCUGGUGGACUCCCACCCCCACCUCCAUUUCCUGGAGGCCCUGGCAUCCCUCCACCGCUACCGGUUGGAUUUGGAGUUCCUGCAGCCCCAGUUCUGCCAUUUGGAUUAAUCCCAAAGAAAGUUUACAAGCCAGAGGUGCAGCUCCGGAGGCCAAACUGGUCCAAGUUUGUCGCCGAGGACCUUUCCCAGGACUGCUUCUGGACCAAGGUGAAGGAAGACCGCUUUGAGAACAAUGACCUCUUCGCCAAGCUUACCCUCACCUUCUCCGCCCAGACCAAGACUUCAAAAGCCAAGAAGGAUCAGGAAGGUGGAGAAGAAAAGAAAUCUGUGCAAAAGAAAAAAGUGAAAGAGUUAAAGGUGCUGGAUUCAAAGACGGCCCAGAAUCUCUCAAUCUUUCUGGGUUCCUUCCGCAUGCCUUAUCAAGAGAUUAAGAACGUCAUCCUGGAGGUGAACGAGGCUGUUCUCACUGAGUCUAUGAUCCAGAACCUCAUCAAGCAGAUGCCAGAGCCAGAGCAGUUAAAAAUGCUUUCCGAACUCAAGGAUGAAUACGACGAUCUGGCCGAGUCCGAGCAGUUCGGCGUGGUGAUGGGUGCUGUGCCCCGCCUGCGGCCACGCCUCAACGCCAUCCUCUUCAGGCUGCAGUUCGGUGAGCAGGUGGAGAACAUCAAGCCGGAGAUCGUGUCCGUGACGGCCGCGUGCGAGGAGACGCGCAAGAGCGAGAGCUUCGCCAGCCUCCUGGAGCUCACCCUGCUGGUGGGCAACUACAUGAACGCCGGCUCCAGGAACGCCGGGGCCUUCGGCUUCAGCAUCAGCUUCCUCUGCAAGCUCCGGGACACCAAGUCCACGGAUCAGAAGAUGACGCUGUUGCACUUCUUGGCCGAGCUGUGUGAGAAUGACCACCCCGACGUCCUCAGGUUUCCGGAGGAGCUGGCCCACGUGGAGAAAGCCAGCCGAGUUUCUGCUGAAAACUUGCAGAAGAACCUGGACCAGAUGAAGAAACAGAUUGCCGAUGUGGAACGUGACAUUCAGAAUUUCCCAGCUGCCACAGACGAGAAAGACAAGUUUGUGGAGAAAAUGACCAGCUUCGUGAAGGAUGCCCAGGAGCAGUAUAACAAGCUGCGGCUGAUGCAUUCCAACAUGGAGACCCUCUACAAGGAGCUGGGCGAGUACUUCCUCUUUGACCCCAAGAAGGUGGCUGUGGAGGAAUUCUUCAUGGAUCUGCACAACUUUAAGAAUAUGUUCGUGCAAGCAGUCAAGGAGAACCAGAAGCGGCGGGAGACGGAGGAAAAGAUGCGACGAGCCAAACUAGCCAAGGAGAAGGCGGAGAAGGAGCGGCUGGAGAAGCAGCAGAAGAGAGAGCAGCUCAUAGACAUGAAUGCUGAGGGUGAUGAGACGGGUGUGAUGGACAGUCUUCUGGAAGCCCUGCAGUCAGGCGCGGCGUUCCGGCGGAAGAGAGGACCUCGCCAGGCCAACAAGAAGGUCGCCUGUGCAGUCACCUUGGAGGGGCUCAAGGACGACGCCCUGGCCUCCGUUCCUGCCAAGAUAUCCCGGAAGAGCGAGCAGGUGCCCACCAUCCUGGAGGAGCCCAAGGAGCUGCUCGGCCGUGCGAGCUAAGCCAGGUCUCGGGGCCACGGCCGCUCCUGCGCGGAGCCCCAGACUGUCCCGCCCGGCAGCGCGGGCCUGAGGGUCCCGGAGCUGCUCCUCGCGGCGGCGGCCGCCCGCGUCACCCCGCCUCCACCGCUCUGCGGCCUGCCGCCCUCUGUCCCUCGCGCCCGGCCUCCGAGCGCGCCGAGGGGAGGCCCGGGGCGCGCGCCCCGGCUCUCGUCCAACCAAAGCCGGCUCCGCGUCCGCCGCCUUAAGCCCCAGUGUCGCCCCUGGUCUCCGCGCCGUCUCUCCGCCAGGGGCACCUGCUUUCUCGGCGCCCGCUUUCCAGGGGGCUCCGGCCUGCGCCCGUCUCGCCAGCCCGUGCUCUGAGAGCAGCACGGGGCUGAGACGCCUUUGGGCUCGGUUCCCCCCACUGCUGUCACCCCGGCUCUGCUCCUCCCGCCCCGGGCUCCUGUCCUUCAUUGCUGGCGGCCUGGCAUCGGGAGCUACUUCCACGGAAGUGGGUAGCGAUCCCUUCCCCCACCUUUUGGGAAAGACCUCCCCCACAGAAAAGGCCUAGGCCACUUGAUCUGUGCCCUGGGGCCUGGGCCAGAGCCCCACUGAGGGCGGGCAGGCGGGGCCAGCCCCGGCCACUGCCAUGCCUCGUGCCCUGGGACCCUCUGCCCGGCCCCGGCCUCCCUCGAGCUCUGGUGCGGCUCACCUGGAAGAUGGGCUGUCUCUGGCCCUUCCAGCACCUUGGCCUCUGUCUCCAGGGAAACGGGGUUGGAGCCUCCUGGCUGAGAAGUUGUUUUGCAAAUGGAUCUAUUUUUGUAUGAAUUUUUUUAAGAGAAAUAACUCCUCCGUCUCCCUUCCCGCUCCAUGAUGUGAGAGGCUUUGUUGGCGGGUUCCAGGGUCCCUGGGAUUCUCCUCACAGCGUCAGGCCUGAACAAGCCCCUGGACCACCAUCCACCUCGGCCCUCAAGCCUGUGGGCCCUUGAGGCCAGUGUAGACUCUCUCCCGGCAUCUGACUGAGGCAGCAGGAAGUUCUCCUCGGGUUGAGUUGGACCAGGCCUAAGAGUAGUGGGAGCUCUGAGACCACAGAGUUUUUAUAAAUUUAAUAUAUUUAUCAAGCCAAAUGUGCAAAUGCUAACUGGACACCCUGGAGGAGUGGGCACAGGGCGUCCCCCACCUCCGCCCUCUUCUCAGCAGUGGGCAGGCCAAAUUCUUGGCGGCCACGGCUGCAGCAAACUCAGAUUCUCUGGCUCAAGGUGACAUUUUGCCCUCCUGUGCGCCUUUCAGCUUCCGGCCCCCGGAGGAGAGGGCUUGGCCCUCCCAUCCAGCCUUGAGAGCAGGGGCAGCUUCGGGACCUGAGGGCGCCCGCAGGGGGGCCUGGAGGCCGGGCAGCAGGGUUCUGGUGGCGAGAGCCUGUGUGUCAAGGGGCACCUCCCUGCUGACAUCUGGGGCUUUGACCCUUUCUUUUUUUAAUCUACUUUUGCUAAGAUGCAUUUAAUUAAAAAAAA
Messenger RNA from Sus scrofa (pig), 5347 nucleotides. Lineage: Eukaryota; Metazoa; Chordata; Mammalia; Artiodactyla; Suidae. The record is from RefSeq and is a predicted model, not a curated record.